Messenger RNA from Olea europaea var. sylvestris, 2063 nucleotides. Its product is annotated as berberine bridge enzyme-like 8. Lineage: Eukaryota; Viridiplantae; Streptophyta; Magnoliopsida; Lamiales; Oleaceae. The transcript has a single exon. The coding region runs from base 99 to 1664 and encodes 521 amino acids. The record is from RefSeq and is a predicted model, not a curated record. Gene Ontology annotation, molecular function: FAD binding; oxidoreductase activity.
UAUGACAUAACACUUACACUCACGUAGAUGACACGUUUUCUACCAACACUUGUCUAUAUACGUUCUGCCCUUAUAGCAUUUCCCUUCGCCCAAAAAAAAUGGGUUCUGUUGUAUGGGCCACUGCAAAUAAUUCAUCAUCUCUUGAGGGUUUUCUUGAAUGCCUUCAGAGCCAUUCUGAGCUCUCUAAUCCAAUUUCUGCAGUAUUGUAUACUCCUGAAAAUUCUUCAUACUCUUCUGUAUUGCAAUCUUACAUACGAAACUUGCGGUUCAAUGAGUCUACAACCCCAAAACCACAACUGAUUCUGACAGCAUUGCAUGUUUCUCACAUCCAAGCAGCCAUUGUUAGCGCAAAAAUGCAUGGCCUGCAAAUGAAAAUCCGCAGUGGAGGCCAUGAUUAUGAAGGUGUCUCGUAUGCUUCGGAUGUUCCUUUUUUCAUUCUUGAUAUGUUCAACUUUCGAUCCAUCAAUGUCAACAUAGAAAAUGAAACUGCAUGGGUUGAAACUGGAGCAACUCUUGGUGAAGUUUUCUACAGAAUAGCAGAGAAAAGUAAUGUUCAUGGCUUCCCCGCCGGAGUUUGCCCGACAGUUGGAUUUGGCGGCCAUUUCGGUGGUGGCGGAUACGGUAACCUGAUGAGAAAAUACGGCCUUUCCAUUGACAAUAUUAUAGAUGCACAAAUAAUUGACGUUAAUGGCCGGAUUCUUGACCGUGCAUCAAUGGGAGGAGAUUUGUUCUGGGCAAUUACUGGAGGUGGUGGAUCCAGCUUUGGAGUUGUUCUAGCAUACAAAAUCAAGCUCGUUCGAGUCCCCACUACAGUUAUUGUUUUUCGAGUCGCAAGAACUUACGAAGAAAACUUAACUAACAUCGUUUACCGUUACCAACAAGUUGCGCACAAGUUGCCUGAAGAACUCUUCAUCAGAAUGUCACUUGAUGUCGUGAACAGUAGUGUGCGAACUGGAGAAAAAACCAAUAGAGCAACAUUCUGGACCUUGUUCCUUGGAGAUUCCGAAAAACUUCUUUCUCUCAUGAAUGAAGCUUUUCCAGAACUGGGAUUGACACCAUCCGACUGUAUCGAAAUGAGUUGGGCUGAAUCUGUUGUUUACUGGACCAACUUUCCUGCUGGAACUCCGGUUAACGUUCUUCUCAGUAGGGUACCUCAAGUAUUAACCCACCUGAAGAGGAAAUCCGAUUACAUAACAAACCCUAUUCCAAAACAGGGUUUAGAGUUCAUAUUCAAGAAGAUGAUAGAAGUGGAAAGUGUAAUGCUUACUUUCAAUCCCCUUGGAGGAAGAAUGGCUGAGAUUCCACCGUCAGAAAAACCUUUUCCACACAGAGCUGGAAAUCUAUUCAAGCUUCAGUAUGCGACAAACUGGGAAGAAAACGGCGUUGAAGCUGCGGAAAAAUACAUAGAAUUGACAAGAAAAUUAUAUGCUUAUAUGACUCCUUUCGUCUCCAAGUCGCCAAGGGGAUCAUUUCUCAAUUACAGAGAUCUUGAUUUGGGCAUUAGCCACAAUGGGAAAAACAGUUACUUAGAAGGUGCAGUUUAUGGGAUCAAGUAUUUCAAAGAUAAUUUCCAUAGAUUGGUUAAGAUUAAGACAAAGGUGGAUCCGGACAAUUUCUUUAGAAAUGAACAAAGCAUCCCGGUGUUACCGUACCAGAAUAUAUAAAUAUUCAGGCACAAAUAGUGCCUCUUCUGUUGCCUAAAGUCGAUGUUUGUUAUUUUAUUUGUUUGAAGUGAAUCUUGGCAACGUCCUGCGAAGCACCUUGAAGUUUGAGCUUAACACAGAUGCGUCUGAUUCUGGUUUUUUCAUUGGUGUUGGAGCUGUCAUUCGUGAACUUUCAGGUGUUGUGACAGUCUCCGGUGCUAAAAAGGUAAUGGACCGUGCGAGAUGUGGCUGUGCGAGAGAAGCUAAUCUUUGCUUAGAAUAAGAUGCUUUCUUAGUGGUUCCUUGAACGUUUUGUGUCCUCUAUCCCUUGGUGUUCUAGUAUCUUUGGACAUUGUACCAUUAUUAUCUGAAGUUGGUUGUCGUACAAUAAAUUUUAAUAAUGUAAUGAAUGAAAUAAAA